Molecule: messenger RNA, 5751 nt
Organism: Hipposideros armiger (great roundleaf bat)
Lineage: Eukaryota; Metazoa; Chordata; Mammalia; Chiroptera; Hipposideridae
Gene: EFNB1
Product: ephrin B1
Exons: 5
Coding region: 3545-4492 (315 amino acids)
Biological process (GO): ephrin receptor signaling pathway; axon guidance
Cellular component (GO): plasma membrane
Molecular function (GO): ephrin receptor binding
Source: RefSeq, a predicted model, not a curated record
CUUGGCCCUCACGCUCUGAGCCACGCUCACCUCCCCUCUCUCGCCAGGCUCGCCCGCUCUGCCUCACACUCCCUCUCACUCGCAGUCACUCUCUGCCUCUUUUGCUCAAGUCCUUUUGUCUCUCGCACAUGCCCGUGCUCUCCCUCACAGGCUCCUUUUCUCUCUUCCCUCCCCUCUUCCUCCCGGCUUUUGGUCUCUCUCCUCAGCCCUGUCAGGAACUGGCAGCCCCCCUCCCCAAUCUCCCAGCGCUUAUAAACCCUGCUUAAUUGCUUCCUCCUUGGGAAAAAAUCAAAAUAAAGAAGUGCCGGGGCUGGGGGUACGUUUCCAGGUUCCGGGGCACACCCCAGCCCUGACCGGGAGCAGAGCGCUGGGAGGGCCAGCCCAAGACUCCCAGCCUCUUUCUCACAUUGGUGCUGGGGACUCCCGGCGUGGUAGUCUCUGGGUGCAAGGUCUUCUGCCUCCCUGGCCCCUCUUGUCAGCUUUGUCCGAUGACUGCAUGGUGGGGAGCUGGGUUUGGUCCCACUGGAGGCCGGGAGGAACUGGAGUGCGUGCAUGCUUGGGUCGGGGGCUGUGACGGAAGGUCCCAGGCGACCCCCUCCCCCAGCCUCUUCCCCUGAGAACUUGGGGCAGCCGGCAGGCCUCACACUUGAGCCCUCAACCAAGUCCAGCUGCUGCAGUUCAGUCUCUCAGUCCCGUUCUGACCCCUUCUUGCCCCCCACUCAGGUUCCCCCACCUCCAGGGGGUGGGGGUGUGCCUGAGAUCACAUUACACCUUCCCUAUAAGGGGGCGCGGGUGGGGGCUUCAGCGUGGCAUCCAGGACCCUUGACUCCAUCCAGCAUGGGUGGGGGCAGCUGCAGACCCCAACCCAGGCUUGCCUGCCACAAGCCGAAGUGUUGUCCCCAGCCCCCUCACAGCUGUUCCAGCUCACAGUCCUGGGGAGGCCAGCUCAGGGGGCCCCUUUCCGGGGCGGCCAGGGACCUGACCUACUCUACUCUGUGGCUGAUUGGCCACAGGUGGGGGCCUGAGAGUGAUGGGAACCCAGCAGCUCCUAGAGUUCCCUGUUCCCCUCCCUCCUCACCCCACCCCAGGCAGCCAGGCCAGGGCAAGAAGGGCCUGAAUCAAGGGUUCCCUUUCUCCCCUCAGGCUUUCCACUGCCUCACAGCUCAGUGGCUGAUGACCCUGGGUACUACUGCGCAUCAUGGUUUACUGGGGUUGGGACUAUGGGAAGGGUGGACCAGCCAGGAGGCCGCUGGUUGCCAUGGGAACAUCAGGUUUGGGAAAGGGUCCACCCUGUGUUUAUUAGGGGAGCCGAGGCCAGGGGACACUCACUAGCCACAAUUCAUUUGGGGUUCCUUGCCCUGUGCCCCACAGCAGCCCAUCCUGGCUGUGUUGGUAUGGUAGUCAUUUUGGGUGGGGGUGCCAGCAGCCAGCACUGGAGGCUUCUUUCUUCUAAAUGGUACUGUGCUUGGCGUGGCCACAGCCAGGCAGCACCUUGCUACUCACAAAGCGUCCUCAUGUGUGAGCUUACUGGACGUUCCCAACAGCCUUGGCAAGUUAGAAUCACCCCCCUUUCCCAGAUGAGGAAGUGACUUGUCUUAAGUCAGUCAGCCCAUGGGGGUGGAGUUGUGCCUCAGACUCUAGGAGACACAGGAAUUGAAGGUGGGGUGUGGGAAGAGGCGCUGGCUCCCUGCCCCUGGGUUCCCCUCGCACCUCACAGGGGUGCCUGCAUCUGUCCUUGUGACUCAGGCCCUGCCUGCCUUGGACGAGCAGGGCUGACUUCCUCACUUGACUUUGCUGGGCCUGCCUCCGAGCAGCCCGCUCGGGUGACCUGAACUAGAGGCAGCCAACUCGCUACCUGGUACUGUCCCUGCGGAGCUUCCUCUCUGGGCCAGUGAUGUCCCUCUUGGGGACCCCACAGAAAACAGACAAUGAGGAUUGGAGUGUUAAGCCCCCCGUGGGUCCUAGCAUUGGCCAGGUGGCAUCGACAGGAGGCCAUAGUCCACUGUAGUUGGGAAGGGUGACUUCCUCUGGGACUCUCCUGACUUCCCUUCCUCCACCAGUGCUGUGUGUGUGCCAGGACCCAGCUGCUGUUCCUGCCCACCCACGCCUGGGCGGGCACUGCUGGGACACGCCAGGCCUGCUCCUGCUGCCUCCAGGGCUGGGUGGAGCUGGGGGAGUGAAAGAGGAACCUUUAAUUUGGGGACUCCCCACCCUUGCUGGGAUGAGAGCAGACUUGAGCUCUGGCUUGGGGUCUGUCCUCCACUGGUCCAGCCACCCUGGGGGUGCAGGCACAGUGGUGCUGGGGUCGUCCGAUCAAGGCUGUGGCUAGAGUCUUCUACCAAGUUGGAACUAGCAUGGCCUGGGACCAGGCUCUCCCUUCGGCCACUCUGACCACAGGUUCCUAGAGCCUGAGGAAAGCGUGAGAAGAAAGGAAGUAUAGAUAGACCUGGUCGAACGUGGGCAGCUCUCUGGGCACGACCCCCACACUGCAAGCUCUCCCCACUGGAGACCCCCACACUGCAAGCUCUCCCCACUGGAGACUGUCGGUGUAUGGGCUGAGAGAGGCUCAGCUGGACGAGGAAGCAGAGGGCAAUCGGCCUCUGACCAGUCCAGGGCCUUGGAGGCCACUGCCCCGCACCCUCAGGCUUCUCCUAUCCCAGGUUUCUUUUUACACUCACGGUGGGACUUCUAAGCUCAGUAGGAAGACUGAGGGAGAGACUGGGGCUAGGGUGCAGGGAAAAGGCAGGCCCCAAGGCAGGAGCUGGACUGCUCAGGCUGCCUCCCCCAGGUCCUUUUACUCCCUGGGGUGGCUCCCUGGGGUCCUGGGGCUAUACCAGGCUAAGGAGGGAAGGCCUCAAGGGUUACCAUGGCGACCUGCUUCAGGCUUCCUGCUGGGCCAUGUCAAUCCCCUUAGUUUCCAGAAAAGAGCUUUGUCUGGAGGUGGCCCCAGGCAGGAAAGCUCGGCUUGAUAAUGGGGGCAGUAUUAGUUUUUGAAAAGCGGGGGAUCAAGAGUUGAAGUUGGGGGCACUCUCUUCCCCCUCCUCUCCUGCCCACCUCGUAACCUGGGGAGUUCCAGGCCAAACCUGCAGUGUCCCCCUGUAUGACUAGUGUUGUACCUGGCUUCGUGACCUCACUCUUACUCUGGCUAUAUACCCGCCCUUCGUGGCCCCUUGCCACUUUUUUGGGCUUCUCACAGGCCAAGAAGCAGUUUUUCCAGUGGAGGGGAAGACACUGAGACGGCACCAUUAUGGGGGUCAGGGUCAGGGAAGGCAGGCUUUGGCAGGCUCCUCUCUUUUCUGACUUUAGGGGAAGGUGAGUUUCUCUCUGCCAGCUGCUAUGCAAAUGAACUGGUGAAUAUUUAUGAGUCUGUUCACUGAGGUUGAGGAGAGUCUGAGGGGUGGUGGGGGCAAUAGUCCUCUCCUUACCCCGCCCCCACCCUCCAUGUAGACAUCUGUUUCCUCCAUGUCUCUGGGUUCCAGGUAGAAUCCCGAGUAGCUGGAAGCCCUGUGCUCUAUAGUUCCAGGGCUCCAGAGCCUGAGUGGCGAUGCGAGACUUGCUCGGGGCAGACAGGACACCCUGGUUCCUGAGUGGGAAGGGCCUGGUCAUCUACCCAAAGAUUGGAGACAAGCUGGACAUCAUCUGUCCCCGAGCGGAGGCAGGGCGGCCCUACGAGUACUACAAGCUGUACCUUGUGCGGCCUGAGCAGGCAGCUGCCUGCAGCACCGUGCUUGACCCCAACGUGCUGGUCACCUGCAAUAGGCCCGAGCAGGAAAUCCGCUUCACCAUCAAGUUCCAGGAGUUCAGCCCCAACUACAUGGGCCUGGAGUUCAAGAAACACCAUGAUUACUACAUUACCUCUACGUCCAACGGGAGCCUGGAGGGACUGGAGAAUCGGGAGGGAGGUGUGUGCCGCACACGCACCAUGAAGAUUGUCAUGAAGGUCGGGCAAGACCCCAAUGCUGUGACCCCUGAACAGCUGACUACCAGCCGGCCCAGCAAGGAGGCAGACAAUACUAUCAAGAUGGCCACGCAGGCCCCUGGCGGUCGGGGCUCCCUGGGGGACUCCGACGGCAAGCAUGAGACUGUGAACCAGGACGAGAAGAGUGGCCCAGGUGGGAGCGGAGGCAGCAGCGGGGACCCUGACAGCUUCUUCAACUCCAAGGUGGCAUUGUUCGCGGCUGUUGGCGCUGGCUGCGUCAUCUUCCUGCUUAUCAUCAUCUUCCUGACGGUUCUGCUACUAAAGCUGCGAAAGCGGCACCGCAAGCACACACAGCAGCGGGCACCCGCCCUCUCACUCAGUACCCUGGCCAGUCCCAAGGGGGGCAGUGGCACAGCGGGCACCGAGCCCAGCGACAUCAUCAUCCCCUUACGGACUACAGAGAACAACUACUGCCCCCACUAUGAGAAGGUGAGUGGGGACUACGGGCACCCCGUCUACAUCGUCCAGGAGAUGCCACCCCAGAGCCCAGCAAACAUCUACUACAAGGUCUGAGAGCCCGGCGCGGCCUCAGGCCUGAGGGACAGUCGGCCGGGACCGCACCUCUCCUUUCUCCCCACGCCCCUCCCCUUGCCAGUUGUGCCCACCUUUGUAUUUAGUUUUGUAGUUUCUUGGCUUUUAUAAUCCCCCUUUGGCCCUGCCCCUGGGCUUCGUAGGGGGUGCUUGUGCCCCCGGCCCCCAUGCUCUUGUGCCUUUCCCCUGUGGCCAGGCCUCUGGGCUCUGCGGGGGCGCCCCUUCUUGGAGGGCAGGGUUGGACGCUGAAGGACAGCAGGCAGGGAGAUGUCCCCCUGGCCCUGACCCCAUGUCCCCUUCCCCCUUCCCAGGACUGCUCGUCCGCUAUCAUCACUGUUUUUAAUGUUUUUGUGUUCAUUUUUUAGCUGUCCACUCAUUUUCAUCUGUUUUUUUGAAGAAAAAUGGAAAAGGCAGCCCCUCCCCAGGUUUUCUGAGCCCUGUUGAGCCCAGUGUCAGGGGCCGGUGGCAGGAUGUGGCCAGCUGGGAAACAUAGGAUGGCAUUUCUUUUAUAAACUCCUUGGUAUUUGGUGGAGGAGGGGGUGGUGGGGCAGGCCUGGGCUGUUCUUGCCCAUGCGGGAAGGUGUCUCACCCUCCCCUCCUGACCCUCCUGCUACAAAGCUGAUCUUGGCAAUGGGGCAGUGGCUGCCACCCUUCCACCAAAAAAAAAUUCCCUUCCUUGUGGGAUUCUUGGGCAUCUCCUGCCUCCCUCACUCUCACGGUAAUUAACGUCUUAAUUGGCUGUUGCCUGGGGAACAGGAGAGCUGCUGCAGGCAGAUGACCUCAUGGGGGGUGGAGGGAGGUGAGGUGCCCAGGUGGCUGGGAGUUCCCCCCCUCCCCCUCCACCCUGUUCUCGCCUCACCUUUGGCCCCCUUUGGCCUGGUGGGGAGACAGAGACCCAGGGCAGAGACCUAAGCGGGUAUAAGGCCAGGUGGCCUGCUCCUCUUUUGGGCUCUAGCACAGGUGGGUGCCCCACACCCCAGUUCUCACUGCUCCCCUCCCCCCAGUCUUGGGCUGGGGCCUGGAAGAGGCCGUGCACUUUGACCCCGGCUCCUUGCCAGCACGGCUGCUAACAGACUGCCACUUGAGUGUGCCGUGCAGGCGCUCCCACAGUGGCCAUGGAAGGAGCCGGGCCUUCCACCAUCCACCUCCACACUGCCGCCUGGCCAGCUGCCUGCCCCAGCCCCUUCCAGGUGGCAGUCGGAAGAGUUUUUUGUUUUUGUUUCUGUUGCCAUUUGUGUAAA